Messenger RNA from Pocillopora meandrina, 3265 nucleotides. NCBI's taxonomy places the organism in Eukaryota, Metazoa, Cnidaria, Anthozoa, Scleractinia, Pocilloporidae. The record is from the annotation of a GenBank genome assembly.
ACAAAAUUUCCAAAAUGGCGAACGCUCUUCUGUGCAUAAGGACAUGUAGACAUCUUUUAGGAAGACCAAUUUCUCGGUAAGUGUUCAUGUGAUCAGAUAAAAAAUUUACGUAAGCUAAGAUGAUUCAUCCCUACGAAUUUUGUGCUGCAAAAUUUGCUCAUUCUUUUAAAUUCCACCUUAUUUUUUCACAUUUAAUAUUGUACAUAUUAUGUAUGUUGCACUCAUUUUUACACCGUUUAAUGGAAAUUAUCAUCCCACUCUAAAAUUGUGUUAUUUUAUUUACGAAUAGAAUUUCAAGACGCCUCAAGCAACACGGUAUUGAAAAAGAACCAAUGCAGUCAACAGUUACUUUUAUAACAGACUUAAAAGAUAAAGAAAGUCUGAUCAACUCGCCGCCUUACGUUAUGUCAUACAGCACUCGUGGUUUUACUGUAAAGGAUAUCAAAGUGUUUGGCUCUGUUGUAAUCUUUCCCUCAGCGUUUUACCACUGGCGGGUAAGUUGCUUGUGACCUGUGAUAUGAGUAGGUUCAUACAGAGAGAAGUGAAGUUCAAGUCAGUACUGUGGUCUGAGGUCUCUAUCGUUUACAGCAUAGUAUCACACCCCAGAUGUGCCACCCCAAAAAAUGCCCACAAGGGUUUACAAGGGUGGGACUUAUGAUCUGUAGCAGGAUAUCUGUUUUUGAGAUGUUUUCUUAAAAUUAUCCAUGGAGAAUUUGGUGUUACUUCUCCAUAUACCUUUUGUUUCCUGUUUUAGUAUAUCCAUUUAGAAAUCUCUUGUAAUGCUUAAAAUCUGAUUUGCUCUCACCAGUGCGAUUCAUUCACAAAUUGCACCAUUUUAUGGUCUAAAGUGCAUCUUUUUCCUAGUUAAUGAGACAGCUAUAGCCAAUCAAAUUUCAAGGCUUGUUUAAAGAGGCCAAUCAAAUUGUAGGAAAAUGAGAUCAAUAAAAUAUUUGUACAGACUAAAAAAACUUUGAGCGCUUGAAUUUUGGGAUUUUGAUAUCACUGUUCAGGUGCCAUAAGAAAACCAUAAAUUUUGUCAUAAUUUUGAAUUACACUCCACAAGCCUGGCAUUGAUAAUUUCUGAAAUUACACUCUGUCGUAAUUUUUAUACACAGGCCUUGGCAAAUGAUUAUUUUGAUAAAAAAGAUUCAGUACAACCUUAUGAAGGCUUCAUUUCUCUUCUAAUGAUAAUUUUAUACUGGAUUCUUUUGUGAUAAUAAAAGUAAGCACUGUACUUUUAAGUAAAGAAGUAAACUUUUUCUUUCAUGUCAAAGAUUAAAAAACCAGAAGAUAUAACAGCUGACAGUCUGACUCUUUUUACAAUAAUGGAACCUCCAAUAGGUAUGUAUGUUAUUUCAGUAUUGUGUCUCAAAAUUUUCUAUGCGUAAAAACUUGAACUGUAGCACAUUCAAUAAAGCUGCAAAUCUCAUUGAUUCUGUAAUUGUUAUCUAAUUUUUUUUCUUCUGAAGUACUGGGUGAUUUUUUUUCCAAAAUUCAAAUUCUAAUAUUUGAGCAAACCUGGUAGGUUUUUUAGUGCUCUUUAGCUGCAAGAUAUUUUCACACCAUUUUGGACUGUACCCUCUCUGAUCUGCCAGUUAUUAUCACAUAUCUCAAGUUGUGUAAGCUGAAACCAAAAGGAAUUCCAGUUUGUAUAUUAUGAAUAGUUUAUAUAAAUUUUCCACUAAACUCUAGAGUAUUCUUGUAGAAAUUGUGGUUGUGGGAACUGGAGAAAAGAUUAUACGUCUUCCACCAGAAAUAAACAAUUAUAUGAAGAAACACAAUAUUCUUUUGGAAGUUCAGGAUACAGUAAGUUCUUUUAUCCAUGUUAUCAAUUAAAUUUAGCUGGACUCUUAGCUAGCAACAUCUUGCUCACAAGAAAAAGAAUCCACAGUUUAUCUGCAGUUGUUUUAAAAUUAUUUAUUUCAGUUCCUUUUUUUUUACAGCACAUAGAUUGUGUCAUAUGUUGAUUAAAGAGAGUGUAACUCUUGAUGGGGUGCCCAUCAAAAACAAGCCUUGGUAAACAUACAUCUUUCUUGAAAUCCAUUUGAAAUAAAAGUUUUGGUUUAAAUGCAAAAUAGUGAAUCAUUUGGAAAUACUUUACACUAUAAGUCAGUCAACUCUCUCUUAACUGUCGCUUCUUGAAGACUGAGAUAUCCUUAAAAUGGAUACUAGGAGUAGCUCCCUGCUACUUAACAUCCUCAGUCUGUCACUUUAUAAGACUUAAGGUAAACUGAUCCCUAUAAGAUGUCACUGUUAUGGAGAUCUUAAGCCUGGUUUUCAAUAGUGAUGCAAGCACAAAUGUGAGUAUAACAUCUCCUAUUUUGCUGUGAAAACAGCCUUCACUGCAAGCAUAAGCACAGGUACAAGACAAAGGAAAAAUUCUGAUCUUUGUGCUUGUGCUUGUAUCAAGGCUGUUUUCAUGGUUAAAUGAGAGCUGUUAACUUUACAUUUGUGAUUGCAAUCUUGCUUUCAUUGCUAGUGAAAACCAGGCUUGAAAGUUGUCAUGGAGAGAGUUGAUUCUUAUGUCAUUCCUUUGUAGCCUAAUGCAACUGCAACAUUCAAUUUCCUCUUGGAAGAACAACGGCUGGUCGGAGCAGCUUUCAUCCCACCACAGACAUUGAGGGAAGACUGAUGAUUGUUUCUCUCACAGUCAUGUGAAAUGAGUCACUGAAACUGGUGGCACAACAUUGGGUCACAACAGUUACAUGGAGCCUUUUAAAGGACCAGAAUGAUGUAGUCACUGAAACAUGGAUGUAAUGUGACAAAAUUUGAAAGAGCCUAGCUGCUAACAGGGAGACAACUCUACAGCGAUGAUGAUAACAUUGUCAAGAGUUAGCCAUAAAAAUGAAUACCAAGACCUCCAAGAAUGUAAAUUUAACACUUUUCUGUGCCUGUGUGAUUCUACCUUGAUGGCUUAGUAUUCCAACAGACAAAAUCAAGGAUAAAUAUAUGUUAUUUACCAGGCAGAAGAUCUCUAUGGAAUAAAACUGUGUCCAGAGUCUUCAGUGCCCUCCUCUGCAUGUGGCCAUGGGCUGUACUGAAGACCUUAUGGACUUACUGAUACCUCUAAAUAACUUUUUAAUUUUUUCUACUGCUCUACAUUUUUCCCUUUGGUAUAGAAGGUGGGGAAGAAUUCUGACCCUUGGUCUGUGUUCUAAUAAGCUGAAUUGGUUAUGAGUACAAUCAGAUUCAAGAAUUUGAGAUUAUGGCUCAUUGAGAUGCUCCAAAAAAAAUAAAGUUAAAAAUUUCCCAUACUGUUCUUGUG